Molecule: messenger RNA, 2102 nt
Organism: Siniperca chuatsi (mandarin fish)
Lineage: Eukaryota; Metazoa; Chordata; Actinopteri; Centrarchiformes; Sinipercidae
Gene: lrata
Product: lecithin retinol acyltransferase a
Biological process (GO): retinol metabolic process
Molecular function (GO): phosphatidylcholine-retinol O-acyltransferase activity
Source: RefSeq, a predicted model, not a curated record
AUUAAAGCAGUACUUAUUUUGGACCACUGGAAGGAGCGGAACAACCUGUAAUCACAAUACUUACAUAUUGUCACUGUAUAAAUUUGUUAUGCGAACAUGUUAGCAUACAGUUAUUUACAGCACACAUCCAGCAGACACUGUAAAACACAACCAUUAAUUUGGCAACCUUUCACAUUAGAAGCAGUCCAUUUAUAUAUAAAAUAUUGAUUAGUGCAGCUUUAAAGUAGAUUAACAAUGAUUUUGUAGUGGGGUUUAGUUAAGUGACAGCCUCUUGAUGUCUCUGUUCCUAUUUUUAAAAGUAGAUUAACACAACUGAGCACAUUACCUGUUAAAUCUACUGGUAUACCAAAAUAUGGUAUACGAGUAGGGCCCUUACAUCUUCAGGAACUGUUGCUAGAAUCAGAACAACACAGAGUGAAACAGCAUUUAGCAACUGCUGCACACAGCUGGAACCAACUUUUGGACAAUCUUAUAUUAUGCUUACUUUAUUCAUUUUCACACCUGUGCCAUUAAUGAUCAGUUUUAUUUUACUUUAUUAUCUUUUAUUUUAAAAGAAAAUAUUUUGAAAAGAAUCUUUAUGUUUUGAAUUCCAUGGUGUAUCUCUGUUCAAACUCAUACAACUACUUCAUGUACGUAUGUAACACUUCGAUUUGCACAAUUCAAUGCAACUUGUGUGCUGAAUUCUUUAGACAUGUUUCUUUUAGAAUAAAUUGCCUCCUUUAGGCCUACAGCUAAUUCUCUUCUUUGUUGCAGUUCGUGGGAACCAAAUGAAAGUGUUUAGUGGAGAGCAAUGUACCUCAGGCUAGAGAAAAAUGCAGCAGAAAAAAAGCAAGAUGCCGAGGAGGUCAAUGAAGGAGAUUGCGCACGUGCGCAAGGUCUCUCGUGGCCAAUCAUGUCUUCGGGAUUUCCUCGGAGCUGUCGCUCCUCCUCGUGCCAGUGAGGAUAACAAGCUCAUUUCACUCAUGCACGUUCGGAUAUUUUCCCCCCAAACUGUAACGAUGCUGCAGCUGUUGACAUUCCUGGUGGAGAAGCUCUCUCUUCUCUCCAAAUUCAAAGUUUUUGAGUCCAGCUGGCCGGACAGCGACGACCAGGACCGGGAGCGGCCAGCGCAGCGUGGUCCCGUACCACCCUUCCGAAGGGGAGACCUGCUGGAGGUCCCCAGAACCCUUUUCACCCACUACGGCAUUUAUUUAGGUGACAAUAAAGUCGCUCACCUGAUCCCUGACAUCCUCCCUGUGCUUACAAAUGACAAGAAGCUCAUCAGUUCUGUCAUUACAAACAAGAGACUCAUCCUCGGCUGCAUCUACAGGUGUGCCACGGUGCGCGUGGACACAUUAGAGGACUUUGCAUAUGGCUCCAACAUACUGGUUAACCAAAUGGAUACGAUGAUGAAGAAUCAAGCAUUUCCAAAUGAAGCUGUAGCUAAGAGAGCUGAAAAACUCAUCGGAGCAAUUCCGUAUAGUCUGCUGUGGAAUAACUGUGAACACUUUGUGACAUAUUGCAGAUACGGAUCUGCAGCGAGCCGGCAAACAGAGAAGUUCUGUGAGUGUGUGAAAUCAAUCAUCAGAGACCAGCGCAGCGUGAUUGUCACAGUCCUUCUUGGAAUCAUCUCCAUCGUUAGUUUCGGCAUGGCACUGUCAACUACAUUACCCACAAUCCUUAUUCCCUUUACUCUGUGGAUGGCUGGUUAAAGGAGUCCAGCACAAGAAACCAGCAAACAAACUGAACUGAACUUUUACUUGGCAAGGACUGACCUACACACCUCCUCAGGACAGUGCACUCUUGUCAUGUGAUGCCUUAUGAGUCUGCUUUACAACUAUACUUUCAUUGUAUUGUGUAGACAAUGUUUUAUGAUUUAUAUAAUAAUAAUAGAUGCAUAAAUAGUUUCCUAUAUGGCUUAAAUUUGUCCUCUCAUAAAAGUGUGGGGAAAUACAUAAAUUCUUUGAUAUAGGAAUACAGUUAGUGAUUCAUUUUUGCUAACAAAAAGUCACCACAAAAGUGAAUAUACAGUCUCUUAAUGUAUAUAUAGUGAGUACUUUAUAGUAGGGUAUUUAAUAUAAUGUUGUGAAUAUGACAAAGGUUUAAUAAACAUUUUAUUUUUA